AUGUCCACUAAAGGUCAGAAACAACAAUUGCCGUUCCGUUAUGCAUUCCUCGCUGGUUCGAUCGCAGGGGUCUCUGAGACUGUCGCCAUGUACCCAUUGGAUGUCAUCAAGACAAGGUUCCAAUUACAAUCUGUUACGACAAAUAGACAACUUGGGUUAGUAUCUUACAUCACUAAAGUUCUUCGUAAAGAAGGGCUUCGUCAUAUUUUUAGAGGAAUAACUUCACCAGUUCUGAUGGAAGUUCCCAAACGAGCUACAAAAUUCUCAUGUAAUUCUAAAUAUCAAACUUUUCUUCAACGAAUCUUUGGUCAGAAUACUUUAACACAAUCAACUACUAUCAUAGCAGGUGCAAUGGCAGGAUCUACUGAGGCAAUUAUAAUUGUACCUUUCGAAUUGGUAAAGAUUAGAAUGCAGCAAGUAUCAUCUGUCUAUAAAACACCUGCUGACUGUUUGAAAUCAAUUAUUAGGAAAGAUGGUAUUUUCGCAAUGUAUACAGGUCUUGAAGCCACAAUGUGGAGGAGUUCAGUUUGGAACAGUGGAUAUUUUGGUUUGAUGCAUUUCGUCAAAUCAGUUUUGCCACAUACAGAAAAUAAACGGCUACAGACAAGUUAUAAUUUUAUUGCUGGUGCUUUGGGCGGUUCGUUAAGUUGUUUCCUGAGUGUACCAUUUGAUGUUGUGAAAUCGCAGAUUCAGUCAGUUAAUGGAUCGUAUGUAACCAGGAGAAGUGGAUUUUAUGGGUCUGCUAUAUUUUCAAUCAUACAUAUGUACAAGGCCGAUGGAAUUUUUACCUUAUAUAGAGGCAUUACACCUAUUUUAUGCAGAUAUGCGCCAGGUGGAGGGAUAUUGUCCUCAGUUUACAACAAAGUCAACGACCUACUCUCUGAAUAUCAUCUACAGGGUCAGACAUCGUAG
Messenger RNA from Maudiozyma saulgeensis, 912 nucleotides. Lineage: Eukaryota; Fungi; Ascomycota; Saccharomycetes; Saccharomycetales; Saccharomycetaceae. The record is from the annotation of a GenBank genome assembly.